AUGAAUAGCACACAAAAGCUGACGAAGAAACAGAAGAAAGGACUUGCAUUCCGCGAACGCAAGACAGGAAAAGGACAAACCAAAAAUGCCGUCGUCGAUGACAUGGAAACUAAUGCAAUCCCUCUCAUGGAAGACCAAGAUCUCGCUGGCUCUGACAGCUAUCCGUCUGAAAUUCCAGGAGGUGACGACGAGACGAAAGGCAAAACAACAAACGUCCAGAACAGGGUUGAAGGCGAGCCUAAAGAAGGCAAAGUGGGGGCCAAAGGCAAAGGCAAAGGCAAAGGCAAGGCAGAGACAGAGACUUCUAUUGUGGCCGUGGAAAAGAUGAAGGGUCAGCCGAAGAAGCGGAAAAGAAGUGAUGAGGAUGAGGCUGAGAAGGAUGGGGAUGAAAAUCUACAGGACGGAGUCAAAAAAAAAUCAAAACGCAAGAAAGUUGACGGCGACAAGGUCAUUGGCGGAAAGGCUGAUAAACCAACUAAGCAACGAUUUAUUCUUUUCCUUGGCAACCUGAAAUAUACCACCACGGAAGAAGCUAUCAAGGCUCACUUUGCAGUCUGUGACCCGCCACCGACAAUACGCCUUCUUACCCCCAAACAGACCACGCCAGUUUCUUCACAGAGACCGAAGUCGAAAGGCUGCGCAUUUUUGGAAUUCUCUCAUCGGAAUGCUCUUCAGCAGGGCUUGAAGCUUCACCAAUCUAUGCUUGACGGCCGCAUGAUCAAUGUAGAGCUCACUGCUGGUGGGGGUGGCAAGGGAGAAUCACGAUUGAUGAAAGUUAGAGAACGAAACAAAGCUCUGCUAGGACAACGCGAGGAACGCAUUGAGAAAGAGGCGAAACAAGAUAAUUCCUUCCCAAAUCUACCCAGCAAACCUCAAAGGUUUUCUGCCACCUCCGGUUUGGAACAGAGACCCACUAGUCGGAAAACAUGGACUGUUGGUGAUAUUGAUGACGGCAUAACGCACAGAGGUGGAACACGGCAUCGAAAAAAGUCAAAAGCUCCUUCGAAGACAUGGGGAACGGGGGUAAAUGCCAUUCCAGUUGGAUAG
Molecule: messenger RNA, 1047 nt
Organism: Psilocybe cubensis
Lineage: Eukaryota; Fungi; Basidiomycota; Agaricomycetes; Agaricales; Agrocybaceae
Product: putative RNA-binding protein
Exons: 4
Coding region: 1-1047 (348 amino acids)
Molecular function (GO): RNA binding
Source: RefSeq, a predicted model, not a curated record